AUGUCCUUCCUCUCUGAUGGUGAUGCUGUGCCAAAACGCGCCUUCCCCACUCAAACAAUGAAUGGAGCCCGACAAGCAGAGGAUGCUGCUAUACAAACUGCAUUUAGGAACGCUACUCCAUUUAUCAUGCAACUGCUUCUGGCUGAGAUUGAGAAACUUGAUGCUUCCGGAGAUGGGCAAACUGAUGAAACCUAUGCAGAAAGCCUGGCUGAACUGAAACAUGCCGUCGAGCUGAUACGCAAGCCAAGAGGCAAUAAGCAAUUGGCAAGGUUAUAA
Fusarium mangiferae is the source of this 276-nucleotide messenger RNA. RefSeq lists its product as uncharacterized. NCBI's taxonomy places the organism in Eukaryota, Fungi, Ascomycota, Sordariomycetes, Hypocreales, Nectriaceae. Bases 1 to 276 code for a protein of 91 amino acids. The transcript is spliced from 2 exons. The record is from RefSeq and is a predicted model, not a curated record.